UGUGGGAGACUAAAAUCGAUGAUUGUAAAUGACAGGUCUAUCCUCAUAUCUUUUCAAUAUUUCCUAUAUUGAACAUUAAGAACACAAAUCAUUAAUGAUACAAAUGUAAAUUCAACCCAUAAUUGAUAAAUCACAUUGACACAAAUCCAAUAUGAAAUCCAACAAGCAAACAUGCACUUUUUAAAAAUCCAAAGUAAGAAAAUCCCACAUCCAUAAACAUCCAAAAUUUUACCUAAAUCCUUCAUUUUCUAAAAUCCAACAAAAAAGCGACCUCUGAAUUAAAAAACUAUAUUAUAGUGACAGUUCGAUCCCAGGUACCGGUUAGUAUAACAACACUAGUCUCCAACCAAUAGGAAGCUAGGAUUGUGAUGACUUUUUAUUAGAUUAGUUGACCUAGUGUAAAAUCAAAGCAGGGGUAUAAUUGUCAUUAUGAAAAAUCUGUUUAAAUAAUAAAAAAAUAAAAAUAAAAAAAUAUUUUUUUAUUUUCUGCCCAAAAAUUUGGUCGUCGGAAUUCGGUCACCGGUCGCCGGAAUCUAGUCGCCGGUCACCGGAAUAUGCUUUUUUGUCGCCGGAAUAUGCUAUCUUGUCAUCGGAAUACGCUCACCGUCGCCGGAAUAUGCUUACCGGCGUCGGAAUAUGCUUACCGGCAUCGGAAUCUAGUCACCGGGGCCGGAAUAUGCUUAUCGGCGCCGGAAUCCGGUCACUGACGGUCAUCGGAGUUUGGUCAACGGUCAUCGUUGACCGGUCAACGACCACCGGAUGUAUGGUCUACAUUGUGAGAUUUAUGGUUUGGUUUCUCACAUUUUUGUAUGCCUUUUGUGGUUUGCUUUAUCGCGUUUGUGGUUUGCAUUACGAAGUUCCUGGUUUGCUUUAUCGUAUUUGUGGUUUGCAUUGAGAAGUUUCUGGUUUGCUUUUAAAAACUUUGUGGUUUGCAUUGUGAGGUUUCUGAUUUGUUUUAAUAUAUUUGUGGUUUGCAUUAGAACGUUUAUGGUUUGCUUUUUUAUGGUUUGCUUUAACGUGUUUGUGGUUUGCAUUAUGAGGUUUCUGGUGUGUUUUUGAAAAUUCUGUGGUUUGCUUUGUGAGGUUUCUAGUUUGUUUUAAUAGAUUUUUUGUCUGCAUUAGGAUGUUUAUGGUUUGUUUGUGUGGUUUGCUUUAUCGUGUUUGUGGUUUGGAUUAUAAGGUUUCUGGUGUGUUUUUGAAAAUUCUGUGGUUUGCUUUAUGAGGUUUUUGGUUUGCUUUAAUAGAUUUUUGGUCUGCAUUAGGAUGUUACUGGUUUGUUUUUGUAGUUUGCUUUAUCGUGUUUGUAGUUUGCAUUAUGAGAUUUCAGGAGUGUUUUUUUUAUUUGUUUUAUCGUGUUCGUGGUUUGUAUAAAAAAGUUUCUGAUGUGCUUAAAACAUCAAAUUUCAAUUAUAUUCCAAAUCAAUUAAGAGAUAAACACUCAAAUUGCUAAUAGUAACAGUACCAGUGACCAAAAAAUCCCCAAAUCCAACAAUCAAAUUUCGAAUCCCCCCUUCUUCCCCAUCUCCAAAACCCUAAAAAAUCCCUCAAAUAUGUUGCCCAUCCCAGAAGAGCCGCUCCUGGCCCCAAACCCCCAUUCACCACCAAACCCCACUUCUCAGUUUCCCUUCCUUCCUUCGUUCCUCCCUUCUUCUUCCUCCAUCAAAUUAUUUCUCACGAAGUAAAAAACAAAACUGAAAUGGUUUCUAUGGAAACAGUUCAACCAGCAGUCAAUAAAUCCACCACCAUGGAUCAACCGACAUCAAGCCCUAGAAUCUCAUUCUCCUCCGAAUUCCUCGACGAGAACAACUUCAUCUCCAUCAGCCCCAACCACCGCCCCCGCGAAAUCCAAAACCAGAAACCUCCCCUAUCCCCAUCGCCGAUUCGAACCGCUGCGGAUCUCCAAUUCGAGUUCCUCUCCAACACCGGGCCGGCGGCGGCGGCGGGGCACGCCAAGAUGCUGACCGCCGACGAGCUCUUCUUCGAAGGGAAGCUCCUCGCGUUCUGGCAAAUGCAGCAAUCGGAGCGGCUCCACAAAAUCGGCCGGUUCAUGAAGGAAGUGCAAGUCGCCGAGGCCAGAGCCUUCUACGGGUUCCAGAUCGCGAUCGAGAACAUCUGUCACUUCCCCUGCCACUUACCACUCUCCCGCCUUCUCCGUUCUUCCGCCACCGUCACUUCCGUCUGCCGCUACCGUCGCGAACUCCAUCUAUCUCUUCUCUUUGUGGCCGUUGCUGCUGUCGCUGGUUGUCGUGAAGCUCUGGACGGAGAAAGAAUGGCGGAAUUAUUUUGGUCGGUGCAAGGAGAUCCAACCCCUGUGUACUUGAUAUUCGCAGGCGCCGGAGUAGGGUUUCUCCGCCGGAGGAGAGUUGGAAUUUGGGAAUCUCAUAGACUGCAGUCGGACUCGGAGGAGAACGCCAGCGUGGAGAAGGAGAACAGAGCGGAGGGGAAUUGGAUUUUGGGAUCUGAUUAAUUGUUAUUUUUUGGGAGCUACUAAUUAACGUCCUAACUUUUUAAAUUUGUCGCCCUAAAAUUACCCAAUUGACGAUUUUGCCCCCAAUUUAUUCUCAACCCUUAACCAAAUUUCGCCCUAGCAAUUCGUCGCCCGUCGCCACAGUUCGCCCUAGGGAUUCUUCGCCUAUCGCAGCCAUUCGCCCAAGGAUUCUUUGCCCGUCGCCACCGCAUGCCUUCUGCUGCGCCGAUCGAUGACGUAGAAGAGAAGAAAGAAUCUCGCCUCGCCUCUAAUGCAGCCGGCCAACUCUGGUUCUAUCCCACCCGCUGCCGCCUUCACACACCUCUGUUACUACAGGGUUUUGCUUCGCUUUACAUUCCAAUCCACAACCACCCGCAGCCAAGUACGACCCGCAACCAAUACACAAUGGUUCGGUUUGCUUGUUCUUCUUCGUUCCUUCUCUAGACAGCGGCAGAGGGAGUUGGGUGGAAGGCGGUAGCGACCGAUUUGCUUCUUGCAGCGGCGGAUCAGAGGUGACGGGCCGAGAUAUGUAACGCAGCAAAGGUGAGUUGGUGGCGGUUGAGUUUCGACAGAGCAGUUGGCGGCGGCGGUAGUCGAUUUCUGGCGGAAAGAAGGGGAAGGGGAUGGAUCGAUGAUGGGGUAGAAUGAAGGGAAAGGGUCAAUUUCGUUCAGGGCGGCAGUGCAGAGGUGAUGGCGAUUGUGUUUCGCCGGAGCGGAGGGCGGCGGCGGUAGUCGACGGCUGGUGGAAAGAUGGGGAAGCAGAUGUAUCGACGAUGGGGAAGAAUGAAGAGGAAGGGUUCAGGGGCAAAUUUGUCCGUGCAGUCAGUUUAGGGCGAUAAUUUCAAAUUUUUAGGGCGUUAAAUAGAAGUUCAGUAUUUUUAUUGUAAGUUUACAGUUUUGCUCUUAAUGAAUCAGGUUGUUACUGUAACAACAAAUAGAGUGUUGUUAUUGUAUCACGUCCCAUCAAUUUUUCCCUCGACAAACCCACUCUUUCAGUAAACUUGUCCGUGCAGUCAGUUUAGGGCGAUAAUUUCAAAUUUUUAGGGCGUUAAAUAGAAGUUCAGUAUUUUUAUUGUAAGUUUACAGUUUUGCUCUUAAUGAAUCAGGUUGUUACUGUAACAACAAAUAGAGUGUUGUUAUUGUAUCACGCCCCAUCAAUUUUUCCCUCGACAAACCCACUCUUUCAGUAAACAAAAAAGGUUCCA
This is a messenger RNA of Linum trigynum, 3672 nucleotides long. The record is from the annotation of a GenBank genome assembly. NCBI's taxonomy places the organism in Eukaryota, Viridiplantae, Streptophyta, Magnoliopsida, Malpighiales, Linaceae.